This is a messenger RNA of Xenopus tropicalis (tropical clawed frog), 1914 nucleotides long. Its product is annotated as transmembrane protease serine 5. The transcript has 14 exons. The record is from RefSeq and is a predicted model, not a curated record. Gene Ontology annotation, molecular function: peptidase activity; serine-type endopeptidase activity; hydrolase activity. Gene Ontology annotation, cellular component: membrane. Bases 311 to 1849 code for a protein of 512 amino acids. Gene Ontology annotation, biological process: proteolysis. NCBI's taxonomy places the organism in Eukaryota, Metazoa, Chordata, Amphibia, Anura, Pipidae.
UGCAGGACACCUGAUAUCGCUCAUAUGCUGCGCCUCUCAUGGAUGCACCUAGGAUACAUAGGAGGGGACAAGCCCAGUGCUGGGUGAAUGCUGCCAGUAAGAGACAGCGAGGAACUGGCCUAUUUGUGUUCCUCACAUAUUCCAAAGUGACACAGAAGAACAGUGCAAUGCAGCUCCUUAGUGCUGGGUACCAAAAAGUCCACCCCGGGAUGAGAAACUGACAGCAAACAGUGGAACACAUCACUCCAGCCAUUUUGGCCGUGCAUAGGAACAGAAAGGGAGAGAGGUUCAACAGAAUGGCCCCUUCAUCAUGAGAAAGGGGUCAAGGAGAGUCUCUUUAUUUGAUAUUUUCCCAGAAACCAUCAACGAGCAGGAUGUGACACUUUCAGAGGCGGCAUGUGAGCAGGGAGUGGGGGUACCUGGGGAUACGGUAAUCUCUCUGCCAGAGGCACAGCCAGCAGAUGGAGCCGCUGGUAUUAUUUCUACAGUGACUGAUGCACGGAAACAAAAUGUUCCCAGUGUUCAGACAGUUUGUGAGACAGAGACCAGAGCAGCGCUGUGUUCCCUGCGGAAUCUCUCCAGGAUCCUCUUCUUUAUCUCAAUCCUUUUGUCAGUAGGAGCUGUGUCUCUGUCCAUCUGUCUCAUAUUGCAAUAUUUCUAUCACCCUGUGAUCCAGAAAGCCUGCCCUGAUUAUGUGGAGAUAUGUUCCUCCUCUUUAAACUGCUCCCUUGCACAAGGUGCCAACCUCUGCCCUCCUGGUAGGCAGCCAAGUAACGGAACCCUGGCAAUUGAUUAUAAGAACCCUGUGUUGCUGCUGACCAGUCGCUCAGUGCUGCAGCUAUACGGUGCCAGAGCUGGCAGGUAUUACACGGUGUGUCACCAGGGCUGGAAGCCAUCCCAUGGCUGGACAGUAUGCAGAGAGUUGGGCUUCAACAGUCACACAAUGUCUUCUCCAGUGCUACUCAGUGCCAUGAGUCCCAUCGUUCUGGAGGCUUUUGCCAUUGUGAAUAAAACCGACGGGACACCAAAUAAUCUUGAAACUUUUAUGAGCCCUGUAGAUAUUUGCCCCACUCAAGAAGGGGUUUCACUGCAGUGCACAGACUGUGGACAGGCAUCUGUGGAUAUUCCUCGGAUUGUAGGGGGGACAGAUUCUUCUUUGGGAAAAUGGCCGUGGCAGGUCAGCCUUCGGUGGGAUGGACGGCACAUGUGUGGCGGAUCCAUCAUAUCUUCCCAGUGGGUGAUGAGUGCCGCUCACUGCUUUGUGCUUAACGGCUUCCUGACUGUCAGUAGAUGGAAAAUCCACGCUGGGUCCAUUUCCCUAAGCACUGGGAUUGCAUAUUCUGUCCGUAAUAUCUAUUACAAUGGGCUGUACAGCUUGGAAACCAAUGACUACGACGUGGCCCUUCUCAAAACCACUGUGCCUAUGAGCUUCUCGGACACUACGCGGCCUGUGUGUCUGCCCAGAGCCUACCAGCAGUUCCAGGUGACGGCCAACUGUUGGAUCAUCGGCUGGGGCCAUGUGAGCGAGGGAGGGCAGUUAUCUCCAGUUCUACAGGAAGCAAAAGUGCAGUUGAUCAGCAGUCAGAUCUGUAACCACUCAUCUAACUAUGCUGGGCAGAUUAGCCCUCGAAUGCUUUGUGCCGGUUACCCAGAUGGUAGAGCUGACUCGUGCCAGGGAGACAGCGGAGGGCCCUUGGUGUGCCAGGAGGGAGGCUUAUGGUGGCAGGUUGGCAUCGUGAGCUGGGGAGAAGGCUGCGGCAGACCCAAUCGCCCUGGAGUUUACACCAAUCUCACUGAAGUGUUAGACUGGGUCUACCACCGGCUUCAGAUGGACAGCGAGGCUACGUGACCCAGGGAGGACUCACUGAGAGCAAUAUCAAGAGAAAGAGAAUUAAAUAAAUGUUGUUUCUUAUA